AAGUCAUGGUUUGGUUGUGGCCUUCUCAAACGCCUUAUAUACUUGCCAUUCCCUGAUCCUUCCUUCUACAUUGGUGCAUUUCUGUGUCUUCCGAACAAAUUUCACUAGCCAAACCAAAAAGUUCCUCACACUACAUCACACUUUCUGAGUAUCUUCAAACGCAAUCAAUUGGUAUAUCUAAUCUGUGCUGUGCAUAAUUUGCUCCAUCAGCUGUGGGAAACAUGGGAGCACCAUUUAAGGGAAUAAUUCAAGAUUUCAAGGGAAGAGCUCAAUGCUAUAAACAAGAUUGGAUUUGUGCACUCUGUUCUGGCGUUAGCAUAUUGGCUCCAACUUUCUACAUAUUCUUUGCUUCUGCUCUUCCUGUCAUUGCUUUUGGAGAACAGCUUAAUAGGGAUACAGAUGGAACCUUGAGCACAGUGGAAACAUUGGCAUCUACUGCUAUUUGUGGAGUUAUUCACUCAAUAUUAGGUGGCCAACCUUUGUUGAUUUUAGGAGUUGCUGAACCAACUGUCAUAAUGUACACUUACCUCUACAGUUUUUGCCAAAAAACACCUGAACUGGGUGGCAAGCUCUUUCUGCCUUGGGCUGGUUGGGUUUGUGUUUGGACGGGAGUCUUUUUGAUUCUGCUUGCAAUUUUCAAUGCUUGCACAAUUAUCACAAGGUUUACAAGAAUUGCAGGGGAGUUGUUUGGCAUGCUCAUAACUGUUCUUUUCUUUCAAGAGGCUAUAAAGGGAUUGAUAGGCGAGUUCAACAUGCCAAAGAAUGAAAAUCCUUCCUCAGUGGAAUUUCAAUUCCAGUGGCUGUAUACAAAUGGAUUACUCGCAAUCAUUUUCUGUUUUGGACUACUCGUCACUGCCCUUAAAAGCAGAAGAGCUAGAACGUGGCGAUAUGGAACAGGGUGGCUACGAGGAUUUAUAGCAGAUUAUGGGGUUCCAAUGAUGGUAGUGUUAUGGACUGCACUGUCUUAUACUGUACCAGGCAAAGUUCCAGAUGGUGUUCCUAGAAGGCUCAUUUCUCCCCUUCCCUGGGAUGCUGCAUCUCUCUAUCACUGGACAGUAGUGAAGGACAUGGGGAAGGUACCAGUGGUUUAUAUAUUUGGGGCAAUUAUUCCAGCUCUGAUGAUAGCAGGCUUAUACUUUUUCGAUCACAGCGUAGCUUCGCAGAUGGCGCAACAGAAAGAAUUUAACCUUCAAAAGCCAUCUGCCUACCACUAUGAUGUUUUGCUGCUUGGAAUAAUGACUUUGAUUUGCGGGAUCCUUGGCCUUCCUCCUUCAAAUGGAGUCCUUCCACAGUCCCCCAUGCAUACAAAGAGUUUAGCAGUUCUUAGGAGGCGGAUGAUCCGAAAGAAGGUGGUGAAGAGCGCCAAGGAAUGUAUUAAGCAACGAAGGACCAACUCUGAAUUAUAUGGAAAGAUGCAAGAGGUGAUUGUAGAAAUGGAUACAGACCCUACGGUUAAAGAAUUGGAGAAUUUGAAGGAGGCUGUAAUGCAAUCUGAUAGCAAGGAUGGAGCAAAGGAAAAAUUUGAUCCUGAGAAACACAUAGAUGAAUAUCUACCAGUGCGGGUUAAUGAGCAAAGAAUGACCAACUUAUUGCAGUCUCUCCUGGUUGCUGUAUCAAUCUUAGCCAUGUCAGUUAUCAAAAGGAUACCAACCUCAGUUCUAUGGGGAUAUUUUGCUUACAUGGCAAUUGAUAGUCUCCCAGGGAAUCAGUUCUGGGAAAGGAUAUUGCUUCUCUUCGUCACCUCAAGCCGGCGUUACAAAAUUUUGGAAGGUUCUCAUGCCUCUUUUGUGGAGACAGUACCAUUCAAGACCAUAGCUGCAUUUACAGCCUUACAGUUAGUAUAUUUUGCGUUAUGUUUCGGGGUGACUUGGAUACCUAUAGGUGGAAUAUUGUUCCCCGUACCAUUCUUCCUUCUCAUAAUUAUAAGAGAACACUUGCUUCCAAAGAUGUUCAAGCCUAACCAUCUUCAAGAACUAGAUGCUUCUGGUUAUGAGGAAAUUAUUGGUGCUCCACAUGGUUCACUGAGGGAUAAGGAGCCAGAUACUGAUACUGAUGGAAGCUCGGAAGACUUUUACGAUGCAGAGAUAUUGGAUGAGAUGACAACCAACAGGGGAGAGUUGAAACUUAGAACUGUAAGCAGCUUCAAUGAUAGAAACCACAGCUUCAGUGAAGACAGACACACUCAGGUUUAUCCUGGAAAUGCUGUCUGAAUAUGGUGAAAUCUCACUGCACCAACCAUUUUUUAGGAUGCAGAAAGGAUUUGGGAUAAUAGUAUGUUCCUCUGUAAAGGAGUGCUCAUAAUUUUUUGUGUGGUCCGUUAAGGUUGAAGAUGAUCUUCUGUGGAACAAGAAAGGAUUCAAUCGGUGAAAGAGAUGAAAUGCAAAAAGAAUCAGAAGUGGACAAAAAAUGCAUUUGAACUUUGAAAUGGGCUUUCAAUAUUGGUAGGAAAACACACUGAAAUGUUGAGAUCAAGGGUUAAUUCCUUCCUUAGAUGGCUACAAAGUUCUCAAAAUAAUGAGUCAGGUUCGGGUGGAGGGAAAAGACUCGUGUUAUGAGGGGGAAAAGGAAAAGGGAGGGUAAAGCAAGGAAAUGAGAAUACUAUACAAUUAUUUUUUGAAGUUAAAAUAUAGAUAGAUGUCAGUAGAGUAUUCUUUAUUUUUUUUUUGUUAACACUCAUUGUUUUCAUUGGAUACAGUAGAGAGUUUGUAAGGAAACUUUAUCAAUUCAAUUGGCCUGAGUACCAUGCUUAAUUAUUUUGUUUGUAACAAUCAACAAAGGCGAAGGGUAUUCCAUCAGAGCAUUCAACGACACUACAAUGGAAUAGAAUUUGGUUGAUAUUUUUAGGCUGCAUGUGAGUAUGUAUAAAAAAUAAUGAUUCUUUUUA
This is a messenger RNA of Glycine soja, 2884 nucleotides long. Its product is annotated as boron transporter 4-like. Gene Ontology annotation, molecular function: solute:inorganic anion antiporter activity. The coding region runs from base 222 to 2210 and encodes 662 amino acids. Lineage: Eukaryota; Viridiplantae; Streptophyta; Magnoliopsida; Fabales; Fabaceae. Gene Ontology annotation, cellular component: plasma membrane. The record is from RefSeq and is a predicted model, not a curated record. The transcript has 14 exons. Gene Ontology annotation, biological process: transmembrane transport; monoatomic ion homeostasis; monoatomic anion transport.